GUGUUAUCAUCCGCGUCCCCUAAAAUCAACUAGGGUUUUAGCUAUCGCCUUUCACCAUUUCUGCUCAGUGAAAAUGUCUUCUCUAAUGGCGAUUCGUUGCGCGCGUACCCAGAAGAUCUUCACAGUAGGUUCCCUGCUUCAGGUACGCUCUUCUCUCCCCCAUCUAUCCUCUCGAUUCGCCUCCGUUACCCAAACCUUCGCCCUUAGCUCAACCGCGAGCAAAAACCUCAGCACAUCCGCCUCCGCGAGUGACUAUCACCGGAAUCCUCACCCCGUCGCAUCUUACCCUCCGCCGCAACGGCACAAUCCAUCUCCGGGGUUCGAUUCCCAGCGUUUCCAAAACCAAUCAAACGCUCCUCAAAACCAGAGGUUUAACCCUAACCAAUCGAAUCCUCAGCACGGCGGUUACAGACCUCCUCAACACCGCGGAGGCGGUUACAAUCAGGUCAAUUAUCAGAACCAGAACGUUCAGAGCAACGAGAUAGCCCCAACCGUGGAUGAGAUAGUCCGCUUGUGCAAGCUCAGGAGAUACAAAGACGCGAUCGAGCUGCUCGAUAAGGGAGCGAUGCCUGACAAAGACUGUUUCUCUCUGCUCUUCGAGUCCUGCGCCAAUCUGAAAUCCCUCGAGCAUUCCAAGAAGGUGCACGAUCACUUCCUUCGGUCCGUCUUCAGGAGCGAUCCGAAGCUGAACAACGUGGUCAUCGGUAUGUUCGGGGAGUGCAGCAGCGUCACCGACGCCAAGAGAGUGUUCGAUCACAUGGCCGACAAAGAUAUGGAUUCUUGGCACGUGAUGAUGCGCGUGUAUAGCGACAACGGGAUGGGGGAUGAUGCGUUGCAGAUGUUCGAGGAGAUGACGACGAAGGUAGGGAUGAGACCUAACGAGGAGACGUUCGUUGCUGUCUUCUUGGCUUGUGCUGCUGUGGGUGGGAUAAAGGAAGCGUUUCUGCAUUUCGAUUCGAUGAAGAACGAGUUUGGGAUUAGCCCCGGGACUGAGCAUUACUUGGGUGUUUUGGAUGUUCUUGGGAAAUGUGGGCAUCUCGUCGAGGCGGAGCAGUACAUCCGCGGGCUUCCUUUCGAAGCCACGGCUGAGUUCUGGGAAGCUAUGAGGAACUAUGGUAAGAUUCAUGGAGAUAUUGAGUUAGAGGAUUACGCGGAGGAGUUGAUGGUUGGUCUUGACCCUUCCAAGGCUGUGACCAACAAGAUUCCUACUCCUCCUCCUAAGUCAUACAGGGAGACGAGUAUGCUUGCUAGUAGGAGUAGGAUUCUCGAGUUUCGGAAUCUGACUUUGUACAAGGAUGAAGCUAAGGAGUUGGAUGCGAAGAAAGGAGCGGUUUAUGUUCCAGACACUAAAUGUGUUCUGCAUGACAUUGACGAGGAGGCUAAACAACAGGCGCUGCUCUACCACAGUGAGAGGCUAGCGAUUGCUUAUGGUAUUAUAUGCACCCCGCCUCGGAAGUCUCUGACAAUCAUCAAGAAUCUGCGCGUGUGUAAUGACUGUCACAACUUCAUCAAGAUCACGUCCAAAAUCAUUGGUAGAACGUUGAUCGUGAGAGACAACAAACGGUUCCAUCACUUCAGUGACGGCAAAUGUUCUUGUGGCGAUUACUGGUAGAGAGCUCACUGGCUCUUGCGUGGCGUGUUCCCAUCAUGUAUAGCGCUCCAAAGUCUGCUUGAAACUCUGCUUGAUGUUGGGAAUUGCAAUAGUAUUUUCUAUGCUGUAACAAAUUUCUUUUGCUUUAGACCUUUUACUUGAGGUAUUAAGUUUGUGUUUCUCGUGUUAUGGCAGAACAUUGGAGAUGUCGGUUUAAAGUUGCAAGAAUUCAUGUUUAAAAAAAGUUAAAAAGAAA
Messenger RNA from Raphanus sativus (radish), 1847 nucleotides. RefSeq names its product pentatricopeptide repeat-containing protein At2g15690, mitochondrial. Bases 74 to 1612 code for a protein of 512 amino acids. The record is from RefSeq and is a predicted model, not a curated record. NCBI's taxonomy places the organism in Eukaryota, Viridiplantae, Streptophyta, Magnoliopsida, Brassicales, Brassicaceae. The transcript has a single exon. Gene Ontology annotation, molecular function: zinc ion binding; protein binding; RNA binding. Gene Ontology annotation, biological process: RNA modification.